Messenger RNA from Hermetia illucens (black soldier fly), 2237 nucleotides. Its product is annotated as kanadaptin. The coding region runs from base 71 to 2182 and encodes 703 amino acids. The transcript is spliced from 5 exons. The record is from RefSeq and is a predicted model, not a curated record. Gene Ontology annotation, molecular function: protein binding; mRNA binding. NCBI's taxonomy places the organism in Eukaryota, Metazoa, Arthropoda, Insecta, Diptera, Stratiomyidae.
GACAAACGUCAACAUCAUCCGCAAAUGUACACAAACAAUCGCGCUAUUGGCCCCGAAUUCAUUGAGUGAAAUGGAUGAAUUUAAAGUGCCAGCUGCUACGGUGAGGCCUAUCGCCGCCCCCGAGAAGGACACAGUGAAAUCACAGGCCAGCACCGCACCACCGAAGAUCAAAAACCCGACAGACGACAAAAUUCCACUCAAGAUUGAAGCUCCUCCCGUUCCGAAAUGUCCAUAUAUUGAGCCGAAAUGGUCAGCCGCUCCCAAAAGGGAGGUCAAAUACAAAUUCGAGGUAUUAAAAUCUGGAAUGAUCGUCGAAGAAAUCUUCUGUCUCCAGAACAAGCCGUUUUGGGUGUUCGGUCGUCUGCCCAACACCGACGUCUCCAUGGCCCAUCCGACAAUUUCGCGCUUUCAUGCCGUUCUUCAGUACAAACCCGGUCAGGAUCAAUCCGCAAAGGACGAUGAGGGCGACGGAGCAAGUUCAAAAGCAGAUGACAAGUUCGGCGAAGGCUGGUACAUCUACGACCUGGGCAGCACUCAUGGAACCUUCCUCAAUAAAAUGCGCAUUCCGCCGAAAACCUACAUUCCUGUGCGGGUGGGUCACAUGUUAACUUUCGGAGGCAGCACCCGAAAAUACCUCCUUCAAGGCCCAGAAUCCGACGCGGAGCCGGAAACGGAGCUUACUGUAACCGAGCUGAAGGAAAAACGGCUCAAAGAAGAAGAGGAAAAACGGAAGCAGGAAGAGCUGCAACAGGAACUGAGGGAAAAAGAAGGCAUCAGUUGGGGAAUGGCUGAGGAUGCCGACGAAGAAACCGAUUUGACGGUGAAUCCUUACGCCUCAACGAAUAACGAAGAGUUGUUUUUGGACGACCCCAAGAAGACACUGCGAGGAUUCUUUGAAAGGGAAGGAUUCGAGUUGGACUACAAAGUGGACGAGAUGUCUCCGGGGACUUUCAUUUGCAGAGUUGAGUUACCAAUAGACGACGCAAACGGAAAGCCUAUUGUGGCGGAGGUUUGCCACAAGGGGAAGAAGAAGGAAUGUGUGCUUCAGGCAGCUCUGGAAGCUUGCAGGAUCCUGGACAGACAUGGUGUUUUGAGACAAUCACAUCACGAGCCCAUGAAACGACGAGUUCCAACAAAUGACUCUGACGAUGACGAUGAUUUCCUUGAUCGUACUGGGGACAUAGAACGGAAGAAACUACGCAAGGCGAACGCAGGACAAAGCAACACGUUGACUUAUGAGGAUUUGGUGAAGCAAGAAACUGAGCUCCUAGAGCGAGUGGCAGCUAUCAAAGAUAAAAUACUUCGGUACCAGGAAGAGUCGAAACGUACGAAGGAAAAGAAAGCUGCACAGAACGAGGACGAUCUUGAUGACUUCAUGAAAAACCUUUCCCAUGAGAAGGAGAUGGACAAGACGGAGAUACGCAAGCUCAGGGUGGAAGAGCAAAGACUUCAAGCUGAGCAUCAAAAAUUGCAGCGACUCAUUAAAAUCGCGAAACCAACUCAGCUUCCAUCUCUGAAAACAAGCGAAGCAGACACAACCAAGAAGAAACCGCUCCUACCACUGUUUGGGAAACGCAACAAAACCAGAUUCCAACUUCCUAAGAAGCCUGAAACAGAGAAAAAGCCAGCAGUGAAGGAGAUUCCAUCUGAUGAAGAAGAAAUGGACGAAGACGAACCGGAGAAAAUCGCAGAAACACAACCAGAGGAACAAAUUCCCAGUAACAGCGAGAGUCCUCCAGAAUUACCAGUACAAAUUCCACCCAAAUCUCCUCCAGAAAAGCACACAGAACUAGAGGAAGUCUCUGCAAAACCCCCUAGUCCGAAGCCUAUCCGAGGUCCUGCUUUUAUCCCGCCUGAAAUUCUACAAAGUCACAAAUCUCCUGAAGUGAUUUCAGAAGAUGCUACCCAGGCACAGGACACGCCUAUGGAAGAGGAGGAGGAAAAAGAUGAUAAUAAUGAAGAGUCAGAGGAAAAAAUGGAAUCUGAGGAGACUUCAGAAGAACAAGCUGCAGCCGCCAAGAAGCGAAGGAAUCGCAAUCGAAUUCGCAUAAAGGGCAGAGAAAACGUUGAUAUCGACGACAAAGAAGAACUCGAAGAUGGCGAGAAGUACUCCGGAUGGGUGCCGCCGCAAAACCAAACCGGAGACGGAAUGACAACGCUAAAUGAGAAAUUUGGCUAUUAGUUUGUAGAAUGUAAGGAUAUUCCAUGUUUAGAGGAAUAAAAGUGGUCGUUAGUUU